Arvicanthis niloticus (Nile rat) is the source of this 5883-nucleotide messenger RNA. It is a transcript of the gene Tbc1d2b, whose product is annotated as TBC1 domain family member 2B. Gene Ontology annotation, biological process: regulation of GTPase activity. The record is from RefSeq and is a predicted model, not a curated record. Lineage: Eukaryota; Metazoa; Chordata; Mammalia; Rodentia; Muridae. Gene Ontology annotation, molecular function: small GTPase binding; GTPase activator activity.
GCGGCGGCCCGGAGAAGCGGGGCAAUCGCGCGGGCGCGGGCGCCGGCGGCGGGCCAUGCCGGGGACCGGGGACGGCGGGGAGGAGAGCUGCAGUGGUGGUGAGGGAGCGGUGCCGGGAACAGGCUCGGAGGCUGGGGCGGUGGCGGGACGGGAGCCCUCGCGGCUGUGCGGCUACCUGCAGAAGCUCUCCGGCAAGGGCCCGCUGCGCGGCUACCGCAGCCGCUGGUUCGUGUUUGACUCGCGCCGCUGCUACCUCUACUACUUCAAGAGCCCGCAGGACGCUCUGCCACUCGGCCACUUGGACAUCGCCGACGCCUGCUUCAGCUACCAGGGCCGCGAUGAGGCUGCGGAGCCGGGAGCCGAUCCGCCCACGCACUUCCAGGUGCACAGCGCCGGUGCAGUCACCGUGCUCAAGGCUCCUAAUCGUGAGCUCAUGACUUACUGGCUACAGGAGCUUCAGCAGAAAAGAUGGGAAUAUUGCAACAGCCUUGACAUGGUGAAGUGGGACAACAGGACUUCCCCAACUCCAGGGGAUUUUCCCAAGGGCCUUGUGGCCAGAGACACCACAGAUGUAAUUUCCCAGCACCCAAAUCCUUCUGCAGAAAAAGCCAGAACUGUGCUGGCUGUGGAAGCUGCCCCUGGGGAGCUGGUGGGAGACCGGGCAGCCCAUCAGCCAGCUCCCGGGCAUCCGAAUUCCAUCAACUUUUACUCUCUGAAGCAGUGGGGUAAUGAACUCAAAAAUUCAAUGUCAUCAUUCCGUCCUGGGAGAGGGCACAAUGAGAGUCGCAGGACCGUGUUUUACACCAAUGAAGAGUGGGAACUUCUAGACCCGCUUCCUAAAGACCUGGAGGAGUCCCUGGUACAGGAAGACAGGAAAAAGCAAGUGCCUGAGGGGAGUAAAGGAGUCACUAGUUCAGGAUUCCCCUUUGAAUUUGGACGGAAUCCCUACAAAGGAAAGCGCCCCUUGAAAGACAUAAUUGGGUCAUACAAAAACCGCCACAGCAGUAGUGAUCCUUUGAUCGAGGGAACACCGUCAGGCGCCAGCGGAUGUCUCCCUAAGCCAGUCCCCGAAAUGCAGCUGCAGAUUCAAAGCCAGCAAGAGGAGCUGGAGCAACUCAAGAAGGACCUGUCCAGUCAGAAGGAGCUCAUUCGGCUGCUCCAGCAGACAGUCCGGUCAUCACAGUAUGACAAGUACUUUACGAGCCACCAAAUCAGCCAGGGGGUCCCAAAGGACACGCUGGAGCUCCUCCACCAAAAGGAUGAGCAGAUCCUGGGCCUCAGCGGCCAGCUGGAGAGGCUCGGCCUGGAGAAGGAAAGUCUCCAGCAAGAAGUGAGGACGCUGAAGAGCAAGGUGGGCGAGCUCAAUGAGCGGCUGGGGAUGCUGAUGGAGACCAUCCAGGCCAAGGAUGAGGUCAUCAUCAAGCUCAGCGAAUGUGAGGGCAGCGUGUCGUCGCCUACCAUGGGACCCAGCUCUCCUUUGAUCAUCCCAGCCAGCAGGGACCAGCUGGAGCUGGACAGGCUAAAAGAUAGUCUGCAAGGGUACAAAAGCCAAAAUAAAUUUCUAAACAAGGAAAUUUUGGAACUCUCAGCUCUACGAAGAAAUGCAGAAAGGAGAGAGCGGGAUCUGAUGGCGAAGUACUCUAGCCUGGAAGCCAAGCUCUGCCAGGUUGAAAGUAAAUACUUGAUACUGCUCCAAGAAAUGAAGACACCAGUUUGCUCAGAAGAACAGGGGCCUGCCAGGGAUGUCAUAGCCCAGUUGUUGGAGGAUGCUCUUCAGGUUGAGAGCCAAGAGCAGCCGGAGCAAGCAUUUGUUAAGCCUCAUCUGGUCAGUGAGUUUGAUAUCUACGGGUUUAGGACUGUCCCUGAUGAUGAUGAGGAAGACAAGUUGGUCGCCAAGGUCCGAGCACUGGACCUGAAGACUCUGUACCUCACAGAAAACCAGGAAGUUUCCACUGGUGUCAAGUGGGAAAACUAUUUUGCAAGCACAAUGAACAGGGAGAUGGUGUGCUCUCCAGAGCUGAAAAACCUGAUCCGAGCAGGCAUUCCCCAUGAGCACCGUUCCAAGGUGUGGAAGUGGUGUGUUGACCGGCAUACCAGGAAGUUCAAGGACAGCAUGGAGCCAGGCUACUUCCAGACCUUGCUCCAGAAGGCUCUAGAGAAACAGAACCCAGCCUCCAAGCAGAUAGAGCUGGACCUACUUCGGACUCUGCCCAAUAACAAACAUUACUCCAGCCCCACGUCAGAGGGCAUACAGAAGCUGCGCAGUGUCCUGCUUGCCUUCUCCUGGCGGAAUCCGGAUAUUGGCUACUGCCAAGGCCUGAACAGGUUGGUGGCAGUGGCCCUCCUUUACCUGGAACAGGAAGAUGCUUUCUGGUGUCUCGUUACCAUCGUGGAAGUCUUCAUGCCUCGAGACUAUUACACAAAGACUCUAUUAGGAUCCCAGGUAGACCAGCGGGUGUUCAGAGACCUCAUGAGUGAGAAGCUGCCUCGACUUCACACCCAUUUUGAACAGUACAAAGUAGACUACACCCUCAUCACCUUCAACUGGUUUCUGGUGGUAUUUGUGGACAGCGUUGUCAGUGACAUCCUCUUUAAAAUAUGGGAUUCUUUCCUUUAUGAAGGACCAAAGGUUAUUUUCCGUUUUGCCCUGGCACUUUUUAAAUACAAGGAAGAGGAGAUCCUGAAAUUGCAAGAUUCAAUGUCCAUAUUCAAGUAUCUCCGUUACUUCACUCGGACUAUCCUCGAUGCCAGGAAGCUGAUCAGCAUCUCCUUUGGGGAUCUGAACCCCUUCCCCCUGCGCCAGAUCCGGAACCGGAGAGCCUACCACUUGGAGAAGGUCCGGCUGGAGCUAACAGAGCUGGAGGCCAUUCGAGAGGACUUCCUGCGUGAGCGGGACACUAGCCCUGACAAAGGCGAGCUAGUUAGUGAUGAGGAGGAAGACACUUGAAUGAAUCCCCACUCUAGGGUGCUGCUCUUCUCGCCUUCCUUCAUAACCAAAAGUAGCAAAGGCACUUCUCUACUCAUCAGAUCGUGACAUCUGCAGCCUCUGGGCAUCUGCUGGGCAGGUGUCCUAAAGCUAAGUUGCACUUUCUCAUCUCCCACUUGGGAGCAGGGGCCCGGUGGCUUUACAGCCAUUUCCAUGUCAUGGCCUUCAGUCAUUGCAUCAUAUGCUUGCUACCUGAUUGCUGACUCACCAGGUAACUGGUUAAGAGCCUGCUGACGGCAUCUGCCCAUUGUUUGUGUUUCACCCUGCAAAAACUACGUUCCACAUCUCCCUGUGCUCUUUCCUGUUAUCCAAGAGCAGCACUGUGGAGGAAUGUGCAGGGGGCUGCAAUGUAGCUGCUUCCAGGGACAAAAGGUCACCAUCACCAUCAGAAGAAGGACCUCUUAAAAAAGCAAGCAUAAAACUGGCCUCCUUAGAGAGCGUGGGAGCCCUCUCCUGGUGGCACAGCCAGCCGCAGUCCCUUCUGGACGAGCCUUUUCAGACUCACCCUGCUCUGCAGCAGGCCCCAUGCUUCUCAUUGCCAGCUGUCUGUCCCAGGUUGCAGUGGGGCUAACACAUCUCCAAGAGCUGCUGUGGAAAGCCCUUCUAGCUGGGAGCUGACUUGUAGAUGCCAUUCUCCAAGCGUGGCUGGAUUGGGGUUCCAAAGGAACCUUGCAGUAGACCCACCCCUGCAUAAAGGAACAUGGGAAACUCAGUCUGUGGCUGUGGGCUCCUGGAUGGCAGUGGCCAGGGCUCUAGAAUCUCUCCUGCCCAACAGAAGGGGGAGGAGUGGGGCUGACUGCCAGCUUCCUGCAUCUGGAAGCACCUUUGCUUGAGAAUGAGAGUGAUGAGUUCUAGUCUCUGCACUGCCUGGAUCAUCCUUAUACCCAUCAGGGAUCUGGGGCCACUGUGGCCUCUGGCACAGCGGACUCCCGGGACUUCCUUCUUGAAGCCCAGACAGGUUCUGAACAAGAAAAGUUAUUUUUGCUCAACUCCAGAGCAUCUCUGAUGGGUGUCUGUCAUGAGAAAACAUCUUACACAGUAUUAUUGGAACACAAGGGAAACAGCCUUAAGUGGACUAUUUUACACUACCUGGAAAAAAAAAAUGGAAACAAUCCUUAGUGUAAACACACUCAGACUAAGGAAUGGAGCAAGACAGUUUUGAGAAGCAUUUUUUUUCCAUGACCCGUUUUCCUGUUUUUGCUGUCUGCUUUCUAGCACUUGAAUGGCUGAAUCCAUUUUUUAGUAUCUAGACUAUGCUUAACUUCUCUAAAAGUUGCUUCAUUUAUUACCAUGUAAAAGGAGCUGGUCUCUAUAUUUAGCCAAUAAUCUUUGUUUUCAGAUAUCAAAAAUGUCAUCAUUAUGUCUUGGGAUGGUGUUUUGAGGCCUAGCUUCUUCAGGAAGCUGUCUGGAGCUGGACAGUGGUCUCACUGCUGUUCCCAGAGCCUCCGAGACCAAAUGCUGGAAGAUGUCCCACCCCCUGUGAAAUGUCAGCUGUCAGCCUUGGGGACAGCUGUUAGGAGGUGCAGUAGGGUAGGGUUGGAGCCCCAUGAUUCAGCUCCAGCUGCUCUGAUUUCAGUUGCCGUGUCAAUUUCCUACCAGAAGAUGCAAGUCCAUAUAUGUAUUUGGUGUAAAUCUUAGUGGUGGGCUGCUUUUGUCCUGUGCACCGGUAGAGGCAUCUUUAAAGUACCUGGUGAUGAUGGGGACAUGGCUUAGAACACAUGCCUGGUGUGGGGGCCCCUGGGUUCCAUCCUAGCGAUGAAAAGAAAAAUCUCCAGUAUGCAUGGGUGCCUGUUCUGCCAUUCCCUGAGAGACAGCAUUAGUUUCUCAAGCAGUUAGCAUCAGUGCCCAGGUAAAAGAGGUCCCAAAGAGAAUGAACACUUAGAGGCUUCUCUGUGGAACAAAUGACUCAGUGUCUUCAGAGCUGAGAGGGAAUGGUUGCCCUCUUUCCAGUUUGGAGACAAAAUGACAGAGGCUCAUCCCAGAGGCACAGCUCCAUUCUCUGAGACCUGUCUUUACCCUCCAAUGCUCCUGAGGUUCCAGACUUCUACCAACCACCAUGGCAGGUACUCCUAACGUCAAGGACUGCCUCAUGCUGCUGUUCAUCUGAACCUUUACCCAGCAUGCAACCCAUGGCUCCUGCCUGGUGAGCCUUGCGGGCUGAGAUACCCAAAGCACAGCCUCCAGUGUGUGGGUCCAAAUGCAUGUGCCACAGUAGGGGAGCACCCUGCCCUCAGUACCCCAUCUGGUGGGACUUACCAAUAUUCUAACUGUUGAUACUUUUAUAUUUUCACUACAUUUUAUAUUUUUAUAGACUAUUUUAUAUUAAGGUUUUUCUAGAUUCUGUACAACUUUUAUAUAACAAGUUUUAUUUUGUGUGCACAACUCCCCUGUAUGUAUUUAUAUCAGCCCAAGCCUUCCAAAUUGCAUUUCCCUCUUGUGCCACCUUUUCCCUCUUAGCCUUGACUGUCACUCUCCUCUGUUCACCCAGGUAGCCUCGGGCUACUUCUAGCCAUGAUGACAGCAAUAACAGGUCGGCAUUUACUUCUCUGGUGUUUGUUAGCUGUGGUCUGUUGAUACAGGAGGUACUCCGGGCAAUACCCAGUCAGGUCUUGUUAGCUAUGUUACCAUACAAGCCCCUCUUACUUAGUACAGUGAUGUCCUGAUGCAACCACUUCUGGGUGGGUGGCUGGUCAGGAAAGUCCUUGAAGACAGAGGCUAGAUGCAAGCCCAGUGUAUGAGGCUCCUCUCCAGUGUGCAACUGGAGGACUUGAGGGCACUCUGCCAAGUGACUGUCCUUUUAUAUCCCAGGAUAUAUCAAGGAUGUGCUCAUCCUUGAGUUAAAUGUUAGACUUGUAAAGGAAGAAAUAAACUAAUUUGUAUUACAUUCUGCCUCGAAA